CCAGCCCUGUGCCAGCGCCCUGAGCCGCCGCCCCGGGCUCCGCGCCGACCACCCAGCCCCGCUGUGCGCGCCCUCCUGACGCAGUGUCCACGGCACAGAAGGCAGGAUGGAUUGGGGUGCGCUACAGACUAUCCUGGGAGGCGUCAACAAGCACUCCACCAGCAUUGGGAAGAUCUGGCUCACCGUCCUCUUCAUUUUCCGUAUCAUGAUCCUGGUGGUAGCUGCAAAGGAAGUGUGGGGAGAUGAACAAGCCGAUUUCAUCUGCAACACCCUCCAGCCUGGCUGCAAAAAUGUGUGCUACGACCAUCACUUUCCCAUCUCCCACAUCCGGCUGUGGGCCCUGCAGCUGAUCUUCGUGUCCACGCCAGCGCUUCUGGUGGCCAUGCAUGUGGCUUACCGGAGACACGAGAAGAAAAGGAAGUUCAUAAAGGGAGAGAUCAAGAAUGAAUACAAGGACAUUGAGGAGAUCAAAACCCAGAAGGUCCGCAUUGAAGGGUCCCUGUGGUGGACCUACACCAGCAGUGUCUUCUUCCGGGUCAUCUUUGAAGCUGUCUUCAUGUAUGUCUUUUACGUCAUGUACAAUGGCUUCUUCAUGCAACGUCUGGUGAAAUGUAACGCCUGGCCCUGCCCCAAUACGGUGGAUUGCUUUAUCUCCAGACCCACAGAAAAGACUGUCUUUACUAUAUUCAUGAUUGCCGUGUCUGGAAUUUGCAUUCUGCUCAAUAUCACAGAAUUGUGUUAUUUGUUCAUUAGAUAUUGUUCAGGAAAGUCCAGAAAGCCAGUUUAAUAUCUUGCCAGGCUCUCAGCUAAAAGAUUGCAUGAAAAGAUAAGGGAACUUGGGCUAAGCUAUCAAAGCUCAGUCACCAGCAUUUCCCAAGACAAAGAUUCUCAUCUUAAAUGCAACCAUUUCAAAGUCCCGUGGACCUCACAUGAAUCACCAGAUGUCUCCAUGGGGCUCCUUUCCACAAAACUCCAGAACAAAGGCUUCAUUCAAUGCCUGUAUUAGUCUCUAUCAAGUUAGUUCCACCAACCCCUGUGCUGGUGGGGGUUAUUCCUGUAAGAUACUUUCAUAUUUUAAGUACAAGGCCUUAGCAUUUCUCUCUCUCUCUCUCUCUCUCUCUCUCUCUCUCUCUCUCUCUCUCUCUGUCUCUCUCUCUCCAAGAGAGAAAGGCUCUGGUACUAAAGAGGAUGCUGAGCAAGUUCAAGUGCCUCCUUUGGGCUGCCCUUUGCCAAGUCUCUCCAAUCUAAACAGAGAGAAUGAUGUUUCUUUUAUUUGCUUUGAAAGUUUUAAUCUGUAACAAUGGACCUAAUGCUUCAAGCUCGGCUGUACUUUUUUUUUUAAUGAAAUCUUUAAAAUAGAUUCUUUUGAUCACAAGAUGUUCUAGAAACCCUUAUACAUUAUUCUUAUCUCAAAGGCUCAGAAUGUGAUAUGUAAAUAACGUGUAAUUAGAUCUUCUAACUUAAUAUAAAAGAUGGCCCCUUGGUUACUAGAAUUGCCCAUGUGGUUGAAAGGCAGCCCACUGUAUUAAUUGUGACGUGUUGUAUGCAAAAUGUUACAGCC
This is a messenger RNA of Perognathus longimembris pacificus (Pacific pocket mouse), 1561 nucleotides long. It is a transcript of the gene Gjb2, whose product is annotated as gap junction protein beta 2. Lineage: Eukaryota; Metazoa; Chordata; Mammalia; Rodentia; Heteromyidae. Gene Ontology annotation, biological process: cell communication. The transcript has 2 exons. The record is from RefSeq and is a predicted model, not a curated record. Gene Ontology annotation, cellular component: connexin complex. The coding region runs from base 107 to 787 and encodes 226 amino acids.